Messenger RNA from Giardia duodenalis, 513 nucleotides. RefSeq lists its product as uncharacterized. The transcript has a single exon. NCBI's taxonomy places the organism in Eukaryota, Fornicata, Diplomonadida, Hexamitidae. Bases 1 to 513 code for a protein of 170 amino acids. The record is from RefSeq and is a predicted model, not a curated record.
AUGCUUCUCGGAAUGCUUCUUGGCUUGUGUCUAAGUGGCCUUGUGUGGGCAAACGACUGGAAUGGCUUUUCUAUUAGUCCGUCCCUAUGUAUGCUGUGGCAUGCAGUUGCAUCUAUAACUGAAUACGGGCUGUUUCAAUUUUCUAUUUGUUAUGGGAUUGCGAUAUUCUGCCUGGGCUGCAGCUUCUAUGACAUAUAUAGCAACUCGGUAGCAGCUCGUCAACUAAAGAACGAGCUUGAAUUUUGUGCUGGUUAUUGCAUAUUUGUUUGGACUACCAUCAGAAACCCAGCUUGGGUACUUCUUGGUGCAGAGCUUCUACUUACUCUUUUGUUCCCACGUUUCCUGACAGCCCACAGAAUUCGCAGUUACAUAGUAUGCAUGUUUGCGUCCUGCAUCUUUGUCUGGAAACGAUACGACGCAAUGAACACCAAUUUCAUGAUGGCUUUAAGCCUUACAUACAGCUGCUCUAUUCUAUGGCUUACUGCGCGAGCUGUAUCAUUCAAAGUAGACUAA